Mytilus trossulus (common blue mussel) is the source of this 1756-nucleotide messenger RNA. Its product is annotated as G-protein coupled receptor 52-like. Lineage: Eukaryota; Metazoa; Mollusca; Bivalvia; Mytilida; Mytilidae. Gene Ontology annotation, cellular component: plasma membrane. Gene Ontology annotation, biological process: cellular response to hormone stimulus; G protein-coupled receptor signaling pathway. Gene Ontology annotation, molecular function: G protein-coupled receptor activity; peptide binding. The record is from RefSeq and is a predicted model, not a curated record. The coding region runs from base 618 to 1553 and encodes 311 amino acids. The transcript is spliced from 2 exons.
GUUCCUGUAAAUCAGACAUGAUUAUCAAACACUAGAAAUAUUACAGAGAUUGAAAUGAUAUCAUAAGCAUGUUAUUAACAUGAUUAAUAAGUCGAAUGGUACUGAAAUAUAUUUGUAUAAUUUUCUGAGAGCGAUCAAUAAUCAUAAAACGAAAUCGAAGCAGACAGGAGAUACGCCCACAUAGAGCUACAGUGAAAUGUACAUCUAAAUGAUGUAAAUAGUCAUGGCUAUAAACAAGAUACAAAGACUCAGUGAUCACGCAAACCUUCUACAGAAUGAAGUUGACACAGUAUAGAAAAUAUGCAAAUGACAUUGGUUUAUCUGUCUGAAUACCGAGUAAUCAUGCUUCGAUAUGAAGGAUCAAGACGCAAUUUAUAACGUUGAAAUGUUAUUUUAAGCAAAACAGCUUCAUAUAAAUGGAUAUUGAAUUGAUUUUAAACCUGUAAUGGAAACAAAAUUACAGAAAAACAAUCGACUCUUGGAUUUUAUUAUAAAUGGUGAUAUGUAACGACAAGAGAAUAUUCAUUUAAAUAUUUAACGUAAAAAAAACCCGGAUGUUAAUGAAUUUCUGUUCAAACAUGGCGUUCGUGACUUAGCUAACGCAUUGUACAUGAGAGAUGGCGUUUAACAUCGAAAGCAUUGUCACUAUUCUUUUUACGAUUGCCAUCAUCUUAACUAAUACACUAAUAUUGUUUGUAUUGGCGUGGACAGAAAGUCUUCGUAACAUAAACAAAAUAUACUUCGGUUCCUUGACUAUUGCGGAUUUGUGCGUAGGACUUUUCAUCACGCCAUUUGCCGUUUACAGUACAUUCAGCAAUUCAUGGAUAUACGAAGACGAAAUCUUUUGUCAUAUAGAAGCGUAUCUAAUGGCGAUAUUUUUCAUCGCUGGUGUUUAUUCGUUGUCAUGGAUAAGUGUUGAUCAUUAUUUAGCCAUUCGGAAGCCUCAGAGGCACCAAACGGCUAUGUCGACAACUCGAUCACUUUGCUGGAUAAUAUUUGCUUGGCUAGCUGCAUUUUGUUUUUGUAGUCCGCCAUUAUUUUCUAAAAUUCAGCGUGCGUCAUAUUAUGAUGAAAUUUUCAUGUGCUCAAUAGACCCUGGGCCUCAAAAACCAUACUUCGCAACUGCCGGAAUUAUAGUUCUUUGUCCAGCAUUGCUAGCACUUAUAUUUACAAAUUCAUAUAUUUUUACUGAACGUUUCAGAUCAAAGAAGCAUAUGUUUGAAAACAUAUUGAUUGAUACUGCUACACGACCAAAAAACUAUUUUAUGAACUUUGUUGUCUCAAUAGUUUUCUUUUUAUCGUGGUUACCAUGGUUACUGUUGCAAAUUUCCGGAACAUUCCUUGAAUCACAUUCCGACUAUCCACAUACAGUCCACUUUUACUUUCUAUGGAUUGCGAUUGGUAAUUCAUUUUAUAAGUUCUUCAUUUAUAUGACAUUGAGCCUUGAUUUCCGUCGUGGGCUGAAGCAGUUAUGCUGCAAACGAGAAUGUAGCUGUAGCCAAUGUACUGUACCUCAGAGCGUGAGUAUAAAUUUGAUAACAGCAAAGACAUGAAAAUUCAAGAAACAAACUUUCAUUUGAUGACUUUUCUAAAUAAUUACUGCUGAAAGAAUCCGGUGUCUUCUGAGUAGCUUAGGAAUCAAUGGAUAGUAGUUGAAGACAGUCCACUACAUGAUGAUGUUGUUUGCUGCAUUAAGUAAUCUCGACAUAGUAUUGUAAAAUACAGUUAUAAUUAUGUACAAUUUUCGAAAUCUGAU